ACAGGGUGAUUAGCAUUAGAAACAUUGUUAUGAGGACCGAGCUAGGUGUUGCUCGUCCAAGUGACGCCACGGCCAGUUCUAUGAAAUCCACCAUAACGCCAUCCAAAGAGUCCAUCGCUCUCGUAACUCCGACCAUGCAUGAAGCCCCUGUGUCGUUUCGAGGACUGGUCGGCAGCGGUAGGAUGCUCAAAACGCCGUAAACUCCGUACUCCGAGGUAUCUUGCGAAAGAAACAAAAAAAAUAAUCCAGGUAGAUAGGUGCGGCGCCGAAACCCAGAAGAAGCAAACCGGAUUGAUUUAUGAGUGAUUU
This is a messenger RNA of Bipolaris maydis ATCC 48331, 309 nucleotides long. The record is from RefSeq and is a predicted model, not a curated record. NCBI's taxonomy places the organism in Eukaryota, Fungi, Ascomycota, Dothideomycetes, Pleosporales, Pleosporaceae.